GAACUCUGACCAAAAAUGCAGUUGCAUGAUACAAAGGACAAAGUUAAUGUUGCAGCUUUUUCUACUGCGUGUGAGAGAAAGAGAAGAAUGGAGAAGCCCAGGAAAAAAUUUACUGGUUUUAUAGAUGAUGCAGUGGCGGCUGCUAACAAAAUGGAUCGUGAUGAACUGCUUUUUUCCUACAAGGGGAUUCUCUACCCUGUUACUUUGUGCAGUCCUGAAGUAUUCAGAGCCAUGGAGUCCCUUGAAGCCAGAAGUGAUGAUAUAAUUUUGGCAGCAUACCCUAAAUCUGGUACAAACUGGCUAGCUCAAAUCUUAAAUGAUCUGGUAGCCAUAUUUGAAAAGAAAACACAGAAUAAAGAAAGCAGUGGGAAUGAUGAAGAGCUAGAAGAAUUUCCCUAUCUUGAAAUUGGAGAUACUGGAAAAUAUGAGCGAAUGAAUAAAUUACCUUCUCGAAGAAUUAUGAUUACUCAUCUCCUUCCGGAAAAUCUCCCCAGGUCUGUCUUCAAAAAUAAAGCCAAGAUAUUGCUGCUGAUUCGCAAUCCAAAAGAUUUAGUUACAUCUUUUUACCAUUUUACCAAUGGCAUAGCUACGCUUCCCUCCUAUGAGACCUGGGAUGAUUUCUUUGUAGCUUUCAUGACAAAGAAAAUGCCCUGGGGAUGCUACUUUGAAUACCUUUCCAAAUGGAACAAAUAUGCUGCUGAUGAAAAUGUUAUGCCAAUGACUUAUGAAGAGCUAAAAGAGAAUCCAGUCCUGGGUGUGAAAAGCAUUGCUGCUUUCUUUGGGAUUUCCCUGACUGAGGAAGAGCUUCAGACUGUGGUAGAGAGAAGCAGCUUCCAGUCCAUGAAGAAGAACUCAGAGAAGACCCAUGGGGCAUAUGCUAAUGUUUUCUUUCGCAAAGGUGCUAUAAGUGACUGGAAGAAUCUUUUCAGUGAAGAUCAGAAUGAGAAAAUGGACAAAGCAUUUGAAGAACAUAUAAGAGGAACUAAACUGGGAACAAUGUUAAAGUACGACGUGUACUGUAAAGCCUGAAGAGUCAUGAACUGUAGUUAGAGCAAGAGCUUUUCUGGGUCAUCUGAAUGCUGUAUACUAGAAAACUAGAUCAAAUUAUCCAAGCACCUUAAAAUUCUCUCUUUGUAUAAAAAAAUUCCCAAAUAAUUUUCUUUUUAAUAUCACAUAAGUUUUCACUUGCUCCACUAGGGACCACAUUUCUACCUGUAAAAAGGUUAGUAAGAAGAAAAAAAUAAUGAAGUUAAUGUAUUUUUCUUGUGUUUUAAGAUAAUCCUUAAUCUAUAUACCUAUGUGCCACUUCUAAGAACUUUUAUAUUGUCCAUGCUCCAGCCAUAAAAUAGGAAAAGAAAACAUGGUGAAUACAGAAGAUGUUGUUUCCCACCAUUAAUGCCAGUGGUGUGCUCUUGCCACAAAAUUAGUUAGCAUUCUCUUUGAUCAUGCUUGACUUUCAUAUGUGCUGACAGUUAAGCUUUAACUUAAUACUUAAACACUGAAACAGAUUACUUUCCAUAACUAAAAAUUCCCUGAAACUGAUAGAUGCCAAAAUUUGCUGAAAUUUGCUCUGUUGAGAAAAUGGGAUUGUCAGGGGUGAUGGUGUAAGACAUUACUAUACUCAUCUAUUUUAUAUUGGUACUUGGCACUGUGGAUGUAGGAUUUCAGACCUGUCCAGGGACCACCUGCACUUCAGCCACCUGUUCUGGUAAAAACAAUGAAAUAAGUCUCUUUAUUAAAGUUGAAUUAAAAUCAGGAAAAAAUAUAUUCAAUUUAUAAAUCAUUUGCAAAUGAGAAGCAAAAAAACCUAUAGACUUGGAAAGAAUGAUGUAUUCAGUAACUUUUACAUUAAUUAUUCUAAAGCUGGUUAUUGUGUCUGGAUAUAGAAAUGCAGAGUUUUGCAAGGAAACAGGAGUGCUAGAAAUAAUACUUAAAAUAUGCGGAAAAAAAUUAUUCAAAAGAAGAGCUUUUAAAAGUCCUAACACAACCCAUAUUUGAACAACAAGAAAUUAUCAGUAAGAACCCAGAAAAGUACCAGAUGCCUGGGGGAGGACAGGCAUAAUAUCCAUGUUUAAAAAGUUGAGAAAAAAGAAUCAAAAUAGAGCAGUCUCCUUAACUUGAUUCCUGGAUAUCUAGUAGUAAAAAUGACCAACCAACCAACCUACCAUGAAACAUUUAAAAAAUAAUAAAGUAUAAGUAAUAAAGUAUAUAUAUAAUCUAUAUAUAAUAAAGUAUAAGUAUAAACCGUGUCAAA
Molecule: messenger RNA, 2254 nt
Organism: Apus apus (common swift)
Lineage: Eukaryota; Metazoa; Chordata; Aves; Apodiformes; Apodidae
Product: sulfotransferase 6B1-like
Exons: 8
Coding region: 16-1029 (337 amino acids)
Biological process (GO): sulfation
Cellular component (GO): cytoplasm
Molecular function (GO): sulfotransferase activity
Source: RefSeq, a predicted model, not a curated record